Messenger RNA from Panonychus citri (citrus red mite), 1033 nucleotides. Its product is annotated as eukaryotic translation initiation factor 5A-2-like. Gene Ontology annotation, molecular function: translation elongation factor activity; RNA binding; ribosome binding. Gene Ontology annotation, biological process: positive regulation of translational elongation. Bases 407 to 751 code for a protein of 114 amino acids. The record is from RefSeq and is a predicted model, not a curated record. The transcript has 2 exons. NCBI's taxonomy places the organism in Eukaryota, Metazoa, Arthropoda, Arachnida, Trombidiformes, Tetranychidae.
AAUUAAAAGUUUCUCGUUUCAUCUCAUUUUCCUAUUCUCAUUCUUCUGUUUCCGCUUCCUUUUUCUCUAACUCUUGACUUCGAAACACUACUGUAGUUAUUGUUAAUAUUUUCAAUAGAAGCUCUGAUGAUCUCACUAUGAUGCAAUUGAUUCACUUCUUUAAUCUUCAGGAAACAAUUUAUCUAAUUAUUUGAUCACUUACAUUGAACAAGAGAUAUCUGAUUAAGGCAGGAAAAGAAAAGGAUGAAAGUGUCGUUAUUUUUACCUGGAAAAAUUUACCUCUCUCUCUCCCUCUGUUGCUCCCUUUUACUCUCAUUCUUCAAAUGUAUCAAUAAAUUGAAAGUUUUUUCGUUUUCAAUUCUACUCUGUUAUGAAUAAGUGAUUGAACUGCUUUGUUUUAUACGAAAUGGAUUUUGAACAAGAUGAUAGUUCAUUUACGACUCGUGAGUUAACAUAUCCGAUUGGAUGUUCUGCUGUUAAACAGUCCGAUAUUGUGAUUAUUGAUGGUCGACCAUGUAAAGUCAUGGAAAUAAGUACCGAAACUGGGGAAGACGGAGAGGAAAAGAUUCAUAUUAAAGGAGAGGAUAUUUUCAAUGGCGAUAAUCAUGAUGAUUUCUGCUCUCUAACUGAAAUGAUUACUAUUGCUGUAGUUUCAGACAAAGAGUACGAACUAGUUAGCAUUGAAGAAGGUUAUUGUGUGUUAAUGGAUGACAAGGAGAAACUGAGUGGAUAUACGAUUGCCUGCGGGUGAACUUGGUACCAAUUUGCAAAAGUUUUUGGACGAACUUAAAACAAUUUCAGUUACUGUUUUAUCCGCUUUGGGCGAAGAAGAAAUCGUUCGUUGUAAAACAUACAGUUGAAACUUAUAAUCAAAAUGAUAUGAUUAAUUUUCGUCAAUGGACAGUUCGAAGUGCACUGAGUUUCCAUUACAUGAAGUAUUAAUAUGUUUUAAAUGAAUUCUAUUGAUAAAUAAUCGGGUUUUAAAGCUCAUUGCGAGAAUUACAAAUAAACAACAUUCAUUAUUUACCCAAUA